Messenger RNA from Corylus avellana, 3323 nucleotides. RefSeq lists its product as uncharacterized. The record is from RefSeq and is a predicted model, not a curated record. Lineage: Eukaryota; Viridiplantae; Streptophyta; Magnoliopsida; Fagales; Betulaceae.
CCUAAAAGAAAUUGUUUUCCUAAAUAAAAUCCAAAGAGAACUAGAAAACCAAAAUAUUCCCCCGAACGUCACAAAGCCUGAUACACCCUCCCAGUCACGUGCCAUUUUGGCGCCCAAAUGUUCCCUCUCCCUCUCUUCUCCUUCCCCCUUCAUUCAACGCCCACAUGCAACUGCAAUCCUCAAGAUACACCAAAACCAGAGCAAAUUGACACACAGCCCACAAAAACCAUGAAGCGACGAAUUUCCGAAACUGCACCUGAAGAUCCAUCACCGAUCCGAACUCUACCACCGCUCCGGAACCUCCAUGGAGUUAGGAGCUCCGAUUCCCGAUUCCCCAAUCCAACAUCCCGCCGACCCAAAGAUUUUAGCUGCAAGAAAAGAAUGCAGCUCACAGAUGCUGGUGUUGUUAGUCCUGUAAGAAUGUUGAAGGCUUCAAGAUCUGAUGACCCCAAAACUUCAGAGUUUGCAUUUUUUAAGAAGUUAAAGGGAAACGCAGGCCACAAGCUUCAUUCGCAUAGAGACGAUAACCAAUCUAAGAAGUUCCAAGUUAGUGGUUGUUCUGGAGAGAGGACCAACAGUGUAAAAAAUAGCUUCAAGGACUUCAGGUCCUCGUUGGUCACUCAAAACAUUACACCUAUUAAUUUUAGGUCAUCCCUCUCACCUCUUAGCGGUGCAUCAAAGAACACAGAGGUAACUCCAAGGGAAGAUAGUACAAUCUCAAAGGAUAUAUGCAGCAUAUGGGAAAACAUUGAGACAUAUAGCAAUGCCAUGAAUCCUGGGGGGGCCCAGCACAUGCACGGAGAAAUCUUUUCUAAAAAGAGACAGAAACUACGCCAACGGGUUGUGGAGACAUCGUAUCCUCAUAUUGAAGAACUCUGUUCAAAGGGGUGCGAUUUUGUUUCUCUGCUUCUCAACCGCCUGUUCCCUGAGGACAAUGAAAACAGUGCUUUUAAGAAUUCAAAGCCUGGGGAGGUAGAUAUUGAUACCAAAUCUCAGUCACUUGCCUCUUUGGAGGCAGAUGUUCAGCUUAAAAAACUAGGCCAUAUACCUGCAAGAAACUCUAUGGAGCUUGACUAUUGCUCACACUUGGAUGAUGGUCCAUCUUGUUGGCUGAACAGAUCACAAGAGUUGGUUCCCUCAAAUUCCUACUCUCCCAUUAGUGACGUGUUAACAUGUCUCAAGUAUGAAAUCAGGGAACCUGGAUAUGAAUUUGGAGGAAGAACUCCAGUUAUAUGUGCUGACAGUGAUUCAGCUUAUGGCUUUCCAUCUAAAAGAUAUGGAUCGUUUGCAUGUAAUCAUCUCAAAGAACUGGAUGAAGUACAUGAUCCAAAUGAAUUAUUUAUUUGGCAGGCUUUUAAGAAUUCAAAGCCAGGGGAGGUAGAUAUUGAUACCAAAUCUCAGUCCCUUGCUUCUUUGGAGUCGGAUGUUCAGCUUAAAAAACUAGGCUAUAUACCUGCAAGAAACUCUAUGGAGCUUGACUAUGGCUCACUCUUGGAUGAUAGUCCUUCAUCUUGUUGGUUGAAUAGAUCACAGGAGGCAGUUCUCUCAAACUCCUACUCUCCCGUUGGGGAUGCCAUAGCAUAUCUCAAGUACGAAAUCAGGGAACCCGGAUAUCAAUUUGGAGGAAGAACUCCAUUUCUAUAUGCUGACAGUGAUUCAGCUUAUGGUUUUCCAUCUAAAAGAUACGGAUCUUUUGCAUGCAAUCAUCUCAAAGAACUGGAUGAAGUACAUGAUCCAAAUGAAUUAUUUAUUUGGCAGGCUUUUAAGAAUUCAAAGCCAGGGGAGGUAGAUAUUGAUACCAAAUCUCAGUCCCUUGCUUCUUUGGAGUCAGAUGUUCAGCUUAAAAAACUAGGCUAUAUACCUGCAAGAAACUCUAUGAAGCUUGACUAUGGCUCACACUUGGAUGAUAGUCCUUCAUCUUGUUGGUUGAAUAGAUCACAGGAGGCAGUUCUUUCAAACUCCUACUCUCCCAUUGGGGAUGCCAUAGCAUAUCUCAAGUACGAAACCAGGGAACCCGGAUAUCAAUUAGGAGGAAGAACUCCAUUUCUAUGUGCUGACACUGAUUCAGCUUAUGGUUUUCCAUCUAAAAGAUACGGAUCUUUUGCGUGCAAUCAUCUCAAAGAACUGGGUGAAUUACAUGAUCCAAAUGAAUAUUCGAUUCAAAGAGAGCAACAUGCUCUUCUUCUAGGUUGGGACUUUGACGAGGGUAUAGAUAAGAGAAACUUAUCUAAUACUUGUAAAAAUACAGAGCUGAGUGUGUAUUCCCCUUCAUCAAGUUCAUGGGGUGAUGAUCAUCAGCACAUAAUGAAUGAUAGGUUUGGUGAGAAUGAGUUCAGUAAAUCAUCCUUCCUAUCCAUCUGUUCUCCCAAGGUUAUUCCAUUACCACGGUCCCAGUCGCUGUUGGCCAGCUAUACUGAUCAUGAUUUUGGAAGACAUGUUAUUGGAGACGAGGAAGAUAUAUACACAGAUGUUAACCAUUUUCCUUUAGCUUUAUCGCUUACACCGGACUAUCUUAAUCUGGCUGAAGAUUGUAAGAAUGACACUGAAUGCAAAGAUAAUAGCAUCUUCCGUGCUCCUCAAAAUCUCCAUCAUAUAAUGAGCAAGGUUUUCAGUAAGACGUAUCAUUGUCCUGGUAUAGAAGGUUCCCUCUUUUCCUCUGCACUUGGAUUAACUGGUUCCUCAAGGGAGCAUUAUUCACCUUUCAAUUAUGCUCUUCAAACACCUCGAAAUGAAGGCACGUCUUCACGCUUUCUACUUAAAGACAAGAAUGAGAGUUGCCUGGAUGGUUUAAGUCAUAGAGAAACCCCGAGUCAUUUCGGUGAAGACAUUAUUAACAUCCUUGACUGUUCAUCAUUUUAUUUCCAGAUACCUCUGGACAAAGAAAAGGCAUGCCCUUUGCUGCUUAAUCAAUCAAGCUGGGAUGGAAAUUAAAGGACAACUGCAUAUGAUGAAGUGAAGUCAUUUACAUUUGAUGCUACCAAGCAUUUUAGUAGCCCCUUAAUGCUUUGUUUAUGGUGACCUGAUGCUGCACAAAGUUGCCCCCAUAGCUCCUCUGUCAUUGAAGAUUUUAGGUGUCACACCCCAAAUCCCAAACCAAUUGAUACAACAUAGCCAGUUACAAUUUUGUGUUGAUGAAAUUUUUUUAGUUGUCUGGUUGUUUUGUACCAAAUAGAGAUUAGGUAUAAGGGUAUUUGGGUGUAUCUUGAUCAUUACCACAGCUUAUAUGGUCUAUCAAUUGAUGUACAAAUGACUAUAUACAGUUGCGGCACGAUCUUGCUUUCAGGUUUGGAAAAGAAAAGGAAAUAACAAAGCAAAUUUCAAGA